CCAAAACGGGAGCUACGUGAGGCAUUGUUUUGGCAAAAAGAGUAACUCGAUGAGUCUUACAAAACUCGAACACCAACUCAUCAACCCUCCACUCAGUUACGCGCCAAUAGAAAUAUAAAUAACCUUUUGGAAACCACUUUUUGAAUUCCCAAAAGCUCUCUCUCUCUCUCUCUCUCCCCUCACACACAAACACACACGCCAAUUCUCACAGUUGAAGUUUUCUAGAGAAAAUGUCAGCUUCAAAAUCAAGCGCAAGGAAAAGAGUUUCAGAGCGGCAAAUUCCGAAAUCAGAGAGCAAGAGGCGAGUUGCAGCUGCAGAAGACGAAUUCGAUGCUGAGAUCUCAGAUGAUAUCAAAGGGAUUAUGACGGCUUUAAAGCAGAUAAGGGAGAAAGCACAACAGGACGGACUUAAGAAGAAAGAAGAAACAAUCUCUAGUGUGACUUCAGAAGUCAAGUCAAAGAUUGAUGAGCUCAAAUUAAAACUUGAGAAAGACAGGCAAAGUUUUGCAAAGGCACUAUCCAAGAGCUCCAAAGAGUGUGAGAACUUGCUAAAGAAUGAAACUGCGAAGUUUCAAUCAAUUUAUGAGAAGUUUAACAAGGAGAAAGCUACACAUCUGCAGUCUCUCAAAGAUGCUAUAUCCAAAUAUGAGGAAGAAAAAGAAAGACUAUUCAUGCGAUAUGAGCAACUGAGGAAGAAAGAGAAGAGCAUGAUAUCUGAACUUGAACAAAACUCUACGAAACGAAUUGCUGAACUAGAGGAGUCGCUGAAGAAAAAGAAGCAGGAUGAUAAAGCAUUUAGCUUUCUGAGAAAAACUCUAGGUUCAUUUCUGGAUAAUGCCUCAGAUGAGGACUUCCCACCUGAUGAUUGAAAGUCCGCAUAGAUGUAUCUGCAGCUGAAAUGACAGUGUUCUACCUCCUGAUGUUUGAAAGUCUCACAGAUGGUCUGUGGAUACCACCACUGCAAUUAAUUUGAACAUCUUUAGUUGAUGUUAAAAAGACGAUAAAGCUCUUCUUAUGUCAAGCUUAUACAUUUAAACUGUUCCACUGAUCAGUAGAUUUCUUAGUAGUUUGAUUCGAUAACUA
Messenger RNA from Lycium ferocissimum, 1083 nucleotides. RefSeq lists its product as uncharacterized. The transcript is spliced from 8 exons. The record is from RefSeq and is a predicted model, not a curated record. Bases 231 to 869 code for a protein of 212 amino acids. NCBI's taxonomy places the organism in Eukaryota, Viridiplantae, Streptophyta, Magnoliopsida, Solanales, Solanaceae.